This is a messenger RNA of Populus nigra (black poplar), 486 nucleotides long. RefSeq names its product valine N-monooxygenase 1-like. The transcript is spliced from 3 exons. Gene Ontology annotation, molecular function: oxidoreductase activity, acting on paired donors, with incorporation or reduction of molecular oxygen; heme binding; iron ion binding. Bases 1 to 486 code for a protein of 161 amino acids. The record is from RefSeq and is a predicted model, not a curated record. Lineage: Eukaryota; Viridiplantae; Streptophyta; Magnoliopsida; Malpighiales; Salicaceae.
AUGUUUGAGUCAUCAGGAACUGCCAAGUGUAUUUCUGAAGGAAUAAUGAAGUCACAGAACUUCUCCGGCAUCCUCCAGCGUAUUGUGGUGGUAAGAUGGGAUGAAAAGGAUGGUAGAUCUUUCUUGAUUCCUGAUAAUGACCAUGAUAUAAUCUUAGCAACAGUGGACAAUCCAUCAAAUGCUUGCGAAUGGGCAUUUGCAGAGGUGCUAAACAGCCCUGAGAUACUCAAAAUGUUUGUUGAAGAACUGGAUAGAGUGGUUGGGAAGCAACAACUGGUUCAAGAAUCAGAUUUUGCACUACUCAAUUACGUCGAGGUCUGCGCUAGAGAAGCCUUUCGGCUCCACCCUGUUGCACCAUUGAACAUUCCUCGCGUGUCCAUGGCUGAUACAGUAGUCUCCAACCAUUUCAUCCCGCAAGGAAAGCUUGGGUGCAUGGCUGUGACACUUCACACUUGGGAGUUCGAUGACGAACAUGCUAUUUUCUAG